Messenger RNA from Leptinotarsa decemlineata (Colorado potato beetle), 1614 nucleotides. RefSeq lists its product as uncharacterized. Gene Ontology annotation, molecular function: guanyl-nucleotide exchange factor activity. Gene Ontology annotation, biological process: Rho protein signal transduction; endothelial cell migration. NCBI's taxonomy places the organism in Eukaryota, Metazoa, Arthropoda, Insecta, Coleoptera, Chrysomelidae. Gene Ontology annotation, cellular component: plasma membrane; axon; endocytic vesicle. The record is from RefSeq and is a predicted model, not a curated record.
CGUAAGUAAAUCGUCUCAGUUGGCCUCUCCGUAUCCGACCGAAACAAAUGCUAGGCUAACUACCACACACAAUGACUAGUUCCACCUUUUUUUAAUCAUACCGAAGUUUUUUUCGCACCUGACAGAGUGUCGCGAUCGGAAAAAGUGAUUUUGUUUGGAGUAGUAACGAGAAAGUAUUUGGGAAAAAUGAUCCUCGCGCGGUGGUGCGGUAAACAGCUUUUUCUGUUCGGAUAGCGGGUGUUUUUUGUUCGUUAGUGUAGAUUUUUAGUUCAGGCGUGUCGUGUGGUGAAUAAAAAUUUGUGUUACAAAAAUUAUGUUUGAAAAAAAUUAGUGAUGUGUAGUGCCCUUGUUGGAUUAACCUUUGAUUGUCGUUUCGUUGGAGGUGUCUGUUUCGUUAUAUGUGUUCAAUUGACAAAAAGCCCGUCGUUCAAAAAUGGUGUCCGAAGAAAUAUGUACUUUCACCCCAAAUAUAUUAGAUGAUCCAACACACCAUAAAAAGGACAAAGUUCGGUUAUCAAAUGGGAUUAGUAAAAUGUCAAAUAACAAAACGCGAGCGGAUCACGCUGGCUCUGAUCCGGAUAAUAUAUCAGAUCAUGAUAAGGAACAAGAUACCGAACAAUUUAUAGAAAAACUCUUGAAAGAAAUGUGCGAAAGUGCGAUGAACAUUUCGGAAAGUGGAACCGUGAUGAUCCGCGAAAAGAAAUUAUCGGAAGAUGACAAGUACUUGAGAACUACCAAUAGAAGAGUAUCUGUUUUAGAUGUUACAGUGAACGAGUGUAGAAACAAUUACGUGAAUCUGCACCGUAGAGCCGUUAGCGAGUGCACAUUGCGUGAGUCCGAACUUGACGAAAACGACAACAGAGCCUUUAAGCAACCUUUACCAGUUACCACUUCAGAAGAUAAGAAAAUCAAAGACAAAGACAAAAAGAAGAAGAAAUUAUCGUUCGCCGCCAUCUUCGGAAAGAAAGACAAGCUCAAGAGCAAGGAGAGCAGAGAGGAGGAAGAGACGCACGAUAACCUGGCCCAGCUUCCAGUCUUUCGCUCCAACACCUUGGAAAAGAGCAAGAAGUUUGCUUCUGCUCUCGAACUCAAUCACAAGGGGCCCCACUUACGAACUCCAUCCUUCAUCAGACGUAUCGUUCACAACAUCGGCGAGGACUCUUCAAAUUUUCUGAAGCGAUCAUUCAGUUUCCGUGAAGUGAACAAGAAGACGGAGAGAGAGGAACCCAGUCGAGAGAAGCUGGUCCAGAAGAUGAAUCAGGAAUGGAGACAGUCCUUGCAGUCUUUGGUAGAGACCGACAUUAGCGUCAGCUAUAACGAUCUCAGUUUUAUUAACUAUGACGCUAUGAAUGAUAUAAAUUAUAAGCCGGUCAACCUAAGGGCUGGUACCAAAAAGGACAGUGGAGGAUUUAUUGGGAGGACGCAGAGUAUGAUUGAAAAAAGAUCUCCGAACUUGAGAAGGCCAGCUUUACAACGACUAACUUCUGCUAAUGACCGUCUCAGCACAAGCAGUUUACCCACUCCAUCUCCAGCUGUUUCUCUGCCCUCUUUGCAUCACCUAAAUCAGGAUAACGCUGAAAGGAUCUCCGAUGACUACGCGUCAGUUCCAAGAUA